Echinococcus granulosus is the source of this 597-nucleotide messenger RNA. RefSeq lists its product as hypothetical. NCBI's taxonomy places the organism in Eukaryota, Metazoa, Platyhelminthes, Cestoda, Cyclophyllidea, Taeniidae. The record is from RefSeq and is a predicted model, not a curated record. Bases 1 to 597 code for a protein of 198 amino acids. The transcript has 5 exons.
AUGAAUUGGAUAGUGAAUGAAAAAAGUAAAAAUUUUAUUAUUAGUUUCUCUAAUACGUCCAAAUUGAGCCUGAAUGAUGCUAAGGAAGAAAUUAUGUAUUAUGAAAUCGGCAAGGAUUUCAAAGCUUUAAUAUAUAUCCGAUUUACAGUGCGUAGGAUAAAAUUAGCAAUAGUGCCUCAUACCCUACCAUUUCUCACAAUCUGGAAAUACAAGAACGAGGCUGAUUUUUACAGAAGGAAAUAUAAAGUAACGACUGCAGCUUCAUCGUUCAAAAUCAAGGAAUAUAUUCUUGCAAAAGAACUAACCGGAUUUUUUACUCCUGAAUCACCGUUAAAUCCGAAGUGUUACUUGAAAAAUAGAUUGUGCAAUUUUGCAAAACAAAAAAUUUGGUCAUCACUUCUCACCCUAAAUCUCCAAGAUAUGUUUGGAACAACCUAUCUUGAACUCCUGAUUAAGGUAUUUACUAACUAUUGCAUUUGGAAACAAAGAUCCGUUCAUGAAAUAAAGCAGUUAGCCUGGAAAAGACAGCAUAUAGUUGUCACAUCAUUAGUAGACAGAAAUAAUUUUCCACAAGAACGAAUAAAAGCAUUUGCAUAA